Chara braunii is the source of this 2430-nucleotide messenger RNA. NCBI's taxonomy places the organism in Eukaryota, Viridiplantae, Streptophyta, Charophyceae, Charales, Characeae. The record is from the annotation of a GenBank genome assembly.
ACGGAUAGGCCUGAGCAUAUACCUUCUCCCACUGCCCGGCGAACACGUGUAACAAACACCCCCCUUCAGCCCCCCUCCUCCUCCGAGUACUCUCCAGCAGCAUGUAUCGCUUGUUGUCCGAUUCGGCGUGGUAGGGUGUGCGCGCUAUAUCCUCCUUCUGUUCUUGAGAAUGGAGUUGGAGGAAGCAGGUGCAAGCCCUGCAGUCCACUUGUCUUAUCCUGUCGAGCCAGCAUUCCGUAAAAAGUUUCGAUCGGGCAAAGUGAAGCAAGCGAUAGGUGCCAUUCUGAAGGAGAAGUUGACGGGGGCAGUUUAUCAUCCAGACAACACGUCGACGUGGACGAGAGAGAUCGCAGAUGCUAUCAAGGUGAAACUGAAAGAAAUGGAUCUGGAGCGGUACAAGUUCGUAGUGCAGGUGGUGAUUGGGGAGCAAAGAGGGGAGGGGGUCAAAAUGGGAUGCAGGUGCCUUUGGGAUCCCAACACUGAUAAUUACGCGCACGACGUGUUCAUCACGGAGAGCAUUUUCUGUGUUGCAGCUGCCUUCGGAGUCGAUCGCGAGUGCUGUUCCGAAUGGAUCUUCUUCUUUUGUGAUCGCCGUUCUCACCCUCGCGCGAAGGACUCCUUGACACUGUGGUCCAAAAUCAGCCAUGCCUCUUCCGCCGGAAAGUCGCGGAAUGCAUUCCAGGUUCAGGAGUACACUUACGAGCAGCUCGGUGCAGCAACCGGCAACUUCUCUACGGUUCUUGGAAGCGGGAAGAAUGGGCCGGUGUACAAGGCUGUGCUCCCAGGGGGAGUGGAGGCUGUGGUGAAAGUUCAUCGUCACCCUCGCAAUUCUCAAUCUGAUGCUUCUGAUGGAUUGGACAGUUCAGUAACGACACAAGACGCAGAAGCGGGAAGAGGAGGGCCCGGAAAAGGUCUCAGUGAAGACGGUGGCUCAGUGAUGAGUGAGAUUGAUUUGCUUUCAACGAUUCACUAUAAGAAGUUGGUCAAUCUGGUCGGGUUCUGCACGGAGAACGGAAGUUACGUGCUGGCAUUCGAAUACAAGUCGAAUGGAAGUCUCCAUAGCCAUUUGCAUGACUCGAAUGCGAAAGCGAAGUCGCUGACCUGGCCACGCCGACAGCAGAUUGCAUUGGAUGUUGCCGAAGGGCUGUACUAUCUACACGAUGGAGCAGAUCCGGCGGUAGUGCACACAGAUAUCCGGUCGGCGAAUGUGUUCCUAGACGAGAACUUCAACGGGUUCCUUGCCAACUUCGGCGUCCAUCAAGGAGGGGACUUCCUACGACUCUUCCACUCGUCUUCGUCUGGGCGACCUGGCGGCCCCAGCAAAAGCAGUGCCGUGGCCGGCCCGAGUAGUACGGAGAGUACCGUUUGUGCAGGGUACCUUGAUCCUGAGCUCUUCUACACGCACAAAUUCACGCAAGUCACUGACAUUUACAGCUUCGGCAUUCUUCUCAUGGAAAUUAUCUCCGGGUUGAAUCCCUGCGUUCCCACUAUCUCCUUGCGAGAUAUGGCGUGGACAUACGACAUAGAGAAUCCAAACCACCUGUUGAAGUUGAUCGACCCAAGGCUGGCCAGAGAUUUCAACUCCGAAGAGGUGAAGCGAAUGGCCAAGUUGGCGCAGAACUGUUUGAGUAAAGAACCUGCCUCAAGGCCCACCGUCAAACAGGUCCUUGACAUGCUUGAGCCUCGCGGUCACGGUUCCCGCGAUCCCAGGGUAGACGGUCUGUUCCGGCACAAUGUCGUGGCAGCCACCAGUGAGCAUUCAAGCGAAGAGGGUAGCCCUGACCGCAACAGCCCUCCUCAGAGAAGUGCUACGCCCACAGGCAUCAAACCCACUGGUACAUCUCGCGUUUGACGACCUUGCCGACGACGUUAAGACAGUUUGCCUACGUUAUGAGAGAAUCCCACGAAAAGGUGACGGAUCCAGCGCCGGAUGCUCACUUUUUUUUCAUGGCAAGGACAUGGGUUCAAAUCACGUAUACGUCACAUAUACGUCAUUAUCUAUCCUAUGAGAAAGGAACUGCCUCACCAGCUGAUGUGAUGAACUUAGAGACCAACACCAAGCUCAAAUCCAUGCGCUAUCCAUGACAGGCGCCCGGACAAACAGCAAGGGAAGGCAAGUAUAUUGCAAUUGAAUUGGCGACGAUGAAAAUGCUGUAAGUUACUUUUGAAAAUGGCCUAGCAAAUGGAUCGGUCCUCUCUUACAUUAUAGAAAAAAUGCUGCAAGUUACCUUUGAGAAGGUCAUAGCAACCGGAUUGAUCACUCUCCAAGAUGAUGAUGAUGAUGAUGAGGAUGAUGAUGAGGAUGAGGAUGGUGGUGGGUUGGGGAGGUUGAAGCAGUGAUCAAGCGAAAGAGGUGGAUGAGUAGUGAUUGCCAACGAAGAGUUAUCAAUCGCAGAUGAGUCCAUAGGCAAAUGAAUGGAUGGGUGUUCA